Molecule: messenger RNA, 576 nt
Organism: Paracoccidioides lutzii Pb01
Exons: 9
Coding region: 1-576 (191 amino acids)
Molecular function (GO): fatty acyl-CoA hydrolase activity
Source: RefSeq, a predicted model, not a curated record
AUGGCUUCUUUAAAAUUUGUUCAAUCAGUCUGGCAGUCCUUCAGGACUACAUCCGGUUUAGAACCGAGGUUGUUGGAUAAUCUUCGAGUGACAGCAGCACGUCCUGGUGUUGUUAAUUUCGAACUAGAUAUCCAGAAGGAACAUACGAAUCGCCUGGGAAUCCUCCAUGGAGGAACAAUUGCGAGCAUGGUUGAUCUGGGGGGGUCGCUAGCCGUUGCCUCCAGGGGACUUUUCGCUACUGGAGUCUCAACAGAUCUUAAUGUUACAUAUCUCAAUUCUGGUGGGAAAAUCGGAGAUAAAAUUCUUGCGGAAGUUUCUUGCGAUAAAUGUAUGCACAAAUUUCACCUAUUCAUCCGCAAAGUUGUUGUGAAUCCAUCUCAUCUAAUUACAUCACCUCGAAAAAUCUCAGUUGGCAAAACCCUCGCAUUCACAUCCGCCAAGUUCACAAAUUUAGAGAACGAAGUUGUGGCACGGGGUAGUCACACGAAAUUCGUGGCUAUCGCAUUCAAAGACCCGAAAAACAUCGUUCAUCAGCUUAAGCCAGAAGAGGAGUCUGAGGGUGGGAACAAAUACUGA